Molecule: messenger RNA, 1450 nt
Organism: Cydia strobilella
Lineage: Eukaryota; Metazoa; Arthropoda; Insecta; Lepidoptera; Tortricidae
Exons: 3
Coding region: 6-1406 (466 amino acids)
Molecular function (GO): CoA-ligase activity
Source: RefSeq, a predicted model, not a curated record
UAGACAUGGAAACCGGCAAAAGAAAGACCGUGGGCGAGGAAGGCGAGCUAUGGAUCAAGUCGCCCCUCCGCAUGAAGGGCUACAUGGGCGACCCGGCGGCCAGCGAGGCGCUGCUCGACCAGGAGGGCUACGUGCGCACGGGCGACAUCGGCCACUACGACAACGAGGGCGCCUUCUAUUUCGUCGAUAGACUUAAGGAGCUCAUCAAGUACAACGGCUUUCAGGUGGCCCCAGCGGAGCUGGAAGCCCUUCUGCUGCAGCACCCGGGCGUGGCUGAAGCCGGCGUGGUGGGCGCACCCCAUGAGAGCGCGGGCGAGCUGCCCACCGCUUUCGUGGUGCGCCAGCCCGGCGCCGCCGUCACCGAGCGGGAGCUGCAGGACCACGUGGCCAGCAAGGAUGCGGUGAUCUUGGGCAUCAAUGGUGCAUGUGGAGGAAUCGAGUUGAUCAUCAACGACAUAGCGACAUUUACAAUGCGAGACACCAAAACUAAGACUGCCAAAUCAUUCGCGAUUCGGGAUGAAAUUAUAAAUAUUUUUAAAAACAACCCGAAAAAUAUUGUUUUGGCAACUAACACUACUAUAACAGCCAAGUCUCAAGCAGAAGUACACCACUCCUCGUCAGCAUCACACCAGUCACGUCAACCACUUUACACAGAUACACAGCCAGGCUCCCGUGACAUUGAGCAUUGUAGUCCUGAUAAAAUCAAAAUUGAUACCCAGAAAAAAUCUUCUAGCACACGUUCACAGGCAUCUGCUAUUUAUUAUUAUUAUAUUAUCAUUAUAUUAUCAUUAUCAACCAGAAUUAUCAACUGCAGCCAGAUUGAAGAUUGGCCACAGUCUGCACUUGGUGGAUCAAAUUCUCAGCCUCUAUUGCCUUCUCAGCGGGAAGGAAGGGCAAGUGAACAGUCAACCAGUGACACUGCAUCCUCACAGCCAGGGUCAAUUUCAAAUAUGUUGCAAACUAAUAUUCGUGUACCUCGAAGAGUUACAAUAACCGGUAGCCCUAAUAUGAGAAAUGUUAAUUUAGCAUCCAAUGAUGGACCUGAUGGAACAAGAACAGUUACAAUAACCGGUAGCCCUAAUAUGUCAAAUGUUAAUGUUCAAUCCAAUAAUGGACCUGGUGGAUCAAGAACAGUUACAAUAACAGAUAGCCCUAAUAUGUCAAAUGUUAAUUUUCAAUACAAUAACAGUGGAACAAUAACACUUACAAUGACCAGUUGCCCGAAUAUGUCAAACGUUAAUUUUAUUUUCAAUGCUGGACCUGGUUCAACAAUAACAUUUACAUUAACCAAUUGCCCUAAUAUGUCAAAAGUAUCAUUUAUUUUCAAUGCUGCACCUGGUAGAAUAAUAACAGUUUCAUUAACAGAUCGCCCUAAUAUGUCAAACGCUGAAUACGUUUACAACUAAGGUAGUCACAAUCAUGUUAAUCUCUUGAUUCGCAAAAUGCCCUA